Molecule: messenger RNA, 180 nt
Organism: Paracoccidioides lutzii Pb01
Exons: 1
Coding region: 1-180 (59 amino acids)
Source: RefSeq, a predicted model, not a curated record
AUGUCAGAGAAUAUUAUUGAAUUUAGUGAUCAGAUAUCAGGAAUUAGUAAAGAAAUUCUGAUGAGAUUAGAGAUUGCAAAACUUCAACAAGAAGUUGAAAUGAUGAAAGCUAGCAGAGAAGCAUUUAUUAUUAAUGCUAUUGACAAUGAAAUAAGUAAAGAUCUUGCAAAAUAUCUAUAG